AUGGAGGAUUUAUCGCAUUAUGAUAAUGGACAGCCAUCUGGAUUUUCAUUCAACGAUUCGAUGAUAUGUUUGAAACAUCUGGCUCUAUUUCAUAUUUGGAAUUGGAAUAAUCCAAUACCAAAAGGAGGUGCUAAAUUGUGGAACAUUGGUGGUUAUUGGACAGGAGACAAAGAAGCGAACAAGAAUGAUAUACGAAAAGCUUGGGAUUUGACUGUACAAAAUUUUCAUAAUGAGCUUCAAAUAUCGGAAUUGUCAAAAAAUUUUGGUUCUGUAUUGGAAUCACGAUUAAAUGAUAUUACAUUUGCCUUCAAUAAUUUACAACCACGUACAAUUAUCCAUGGUGAUUAUAAAAUAGCAAAUAUUUUUAUCAAUCGUAAUUCAACUGAGAAUCAAAUAUAUGCUAUUGAUUGGCAAUGGUGUGGCAUUGGACAUGCUGCUAUGGAUGUAGCUGCUUUUAUAGCUACAUCAAUUCAUGAAAAUACAAUUGAAAAUUCAUUAGAACUUGUCCGUUUCUCUUAUAAAAUAUUAAUUGAUAAUGGAAUUUCAUAUUCAUGGGAACAAUUUUGGCAAGCAUAUCAAAUAUGUUGGAUUGAGU
This is a messenger RNA of Rotaria sordida, 595 nucleotides long. The record is from the annotation of a GenBank genome assembly. Lineage: Eukaryota; Metazoa; Rotifera; Eurotatoria; Philodinida; Philodinidae.